CCCAACUUACAGUCGCUCGGAGAUCGGCGAGGAAAUCACACAAAUCAAAUUUAGCGGACCUGUUGCCUCACAUGGUGAAAUAACUUAGUUUCCAGAACCCACUAAAGAACAAAUUUUUGGAACACUGGCGUCAAUUGAAUGAGGGAAAAGGCUGCAGUUAAUUUCACAACAGCUCAAGUGAUUCGAGGACUUAUAUAAGGCGCAGAUAAUGGCUGGAAGAAUAACUAUCAACGGCAUCAGCCAUGAAGUUAAUCUGGCUGCCCUGCCGGCGGAUAUCUCGCUGAACACGUUUAUCCGUGAGUACGCCGGAUUGACGGGCACGAAGUUCAUGUGCCAGGAGGGCGGAUGCGGAGUCUGCGUGUGCACCCUGAGCGGACUUCAUCCGGAGACCGGCGAGCCGCGCACCUGGGCGGUCAACUCGUGCCUCACCCUGCUGAACACCUGUUUGGGUCUGGAGGUGACCACCACCGAGGGAUUGGGCAACAAGCGGACCGGCUACCAUGCCAUCCAGCAGCGACUGGCCAAAAUGAACGGCACCCAGUGCGGCUACUGCUCGCCGGGAAUCGUGAUGAACAUGUACGGCCUGCUGAAGUCCAAGGGCGGCAAGGUCACCAUGGAGGAGGUGGAGAACUCCUUCGGUGGCAACAUUUGCCGCUGCACCGGCUACCGUCCCAUUCUGGAUGCCAUGAAGUCCUUUGCCGUGGACAGCAACAUCCCGGUGCCGGCUGAGUGCCAGGACAUCGAGGAUCUGAGCACCAAGCAGUGUCCCAAGACGGGUCAAGCCUGCUCCGGAAGUUGCAAGAAGCAGCAGCCGAAGGGCAGUCAGCUGUAUCCGGACGGAAGUCGCUGGAGUUGGCCGGAGAAUCUGGGAGAUCUCUUUGGUGCCCUGCAAGGAGCUGUCAAGGAGAAGUUGCCCUACAUGCUGGUGGCUGGAAACACAGCCCACGGAGUCUACAGACGUCGCCAGGAUAUCAAGGCAUUCAUCGAUGUCUCUGGCUUGGCGGAGCUCAAGGGUCAUAAGCUGAGUGCGGAUAAGUCCUCCUUAACCCUUGGAGCUAAUUUGAGUCUCAGUGAGACCAUGGAACUCUGCCGUCAGCUGGAGAACACCCAGGGAUUCGAGUAUCUGUCGCAGGUUUGGCAACAUCUCGAUUGGAUCGCCAAUGUUCCAGUGCGCAAUGCCGGCACCUUGGCGGGCAACCUGGCCAUCAAGCACGCCCAUCCCGAGUUCCCCUCGGACGUCUUCAUCGUUCUGGAGGCCCUCGAUGCCAAGGUGAUUGUCCAGGAGUCAGUGGACAAGCAGGAGACCGUGAGCCUGGCCAGCUUCCUCAAGGGAUCCAUCGAGGGAAAGAUCAUCCGUGGACUGGUGCUGUCCGCUUAUCCCAAGAACCGCUUUGCUUUUGACUCUUACAAGAUCAUGCCGCGUGCCCAAAAUGCCCAUGCCUACGUGAAUGCCGCCUUCCUCGUGGAAUUCUCUCCGGACUCCAAGGUUAAAUCAGCCCGCAUUUGCUUCGGAGGAAUCCAUCCCGAGUUCGUUCAUGCCACGGCGAUUGAAAAGCUGAUCGUGGGCAAGAAUCCCUUCGAGAACGGAUUGGUGGAGAAGGCCUUCGGACAGCUGGCCACUCUGCUCGAACCAGAUCACGUUCUCCCGGAUGCCUCUCCCAUCUACCGUCGCAAGUUGGCCUGUGGUCUCUUCUACAAGUUCCUCCUGAAGACAGCUGUCCAGCGAAAGCAGGGAUUGGCCAGUCAGUUCGCGACUGGAGGUUCCCUCCUCCAACGGCCCGUUUCCAGUGGCAAGCAGAUCUUCGAGACCUUCCAGGAACACUAUCCCGUGACCAAGGCCACCGAGAAGCACGAGGGUCUGAUCCAGUGCUCCGGCGAAGCCACCUACUCCAACGACUUGCCCACCCAGCACAACCAGGUUUGGGCGGCCUUUGUCACGGCCAAGAAGGUGGGUGCUAAGGUCACCAAUGUGGAUACUCAGGCUGCUCUUGCUUUGCCCGGAGUGGUGGCCUACCUGGAUGCCAAGGAUAUUCCCGGACCCAACUACAUUGGACCCAAGAUCCGCGACGAUUUCUUCUUCCCGCAGGACGAAGAGAUCUUCGCCACUGGCGAGAUCAAGUUCUAUGGCCAGCCGGUGGGCCUGAUCCUGGCCAACUCCAAUGCCCUGGCCAAUCGCGCCGCCGAGUUCGUAAAACUGAGCUACGAGGGCGAAGCAAAGGAGCUGCUGCCCAGUCUGAAACAUGUCCUGGAGAAGGCUGGCCCCCAAGUUGGCAAGACCAAGCGGUUCGAGCAGAAGGUCAAGUCCUCCAUCGACGUCCUCGACCUGGAGGAACCCUUCGAUGUGAGCUCCUCCGGCCAACUGGACAUGGGUCUGCAGUACCACUACUACAUGGAACCCCAGACCACCGUGGUUCUUCCAUUCGAGGGAGGAUUGCAGGUGUACGCAGCCACCCAGUGGAUGGACCUCACCCAGGACAUCAUCGCCAAUGUGCUGAACCUGAAGAGCAAUGAAGUCCAGGUGAAGACCCGUCGCAUUGGAGGAGGAUAUGGUGGCAAGGCCACCCGGUGCAACUUGGCCGCCGCUGCUGCUGCUGUGGCUGCCCACAAGUUGAACCGACCCGUGCGGUUUGUCCAGUCGCUGGAGUCCAUCAUGACCACAUUGGGUAAACGGUGGGCCUUCCACUGCGACUACGACUUCUUUGUCCAGAAGUCCGGAAAGAUCUCGGGAAUCGUGAGCCGAUUCUACGAGGACGCCGGCUACCUGUCCAACGAAUCGCCCAUUGGCCACACCGUGAUGCUCUCCAAGAAUUGCUACGAGUUCAGCGACAACUACAAGCUGGAUGGCUUCCUGGUCUACACGGACUCCCCGACCAAUACUCCGUGCCGUGCUCCUGGCUCCGUGGAGGGCAUCGCCAUGAUGGAGAGCAUCAUCGAGCACAUCGCCUUCGAGACCGGACAGGAUCCAGCGGAUGUUCGCUUUGCCAACUUGCUGCCCGCCCACAAAAUGGGCGACAUGAUGCCGCGCUUCCUCGAGAGCACCAAGUACCGGGAACGCAAGGCGGCCACCAUUGCCCACAACAAGGAGAACCGCUGGCACAAGCGCGGACUGGGUCUGUGCAUCAUGGAGUACCAGAUCGGAUACUUCGGACAGUUCCCGGCCACCGUGGCCAUUUACCACAGCGACGGCACCGUCGUGGUCUCCCACGGAGGCAUUGAAAUGGGUCAAGGCAUGAACACCAAGAUCUCGCAGGUCGUCGGCCACACUCUCGGUAUUCCGAUGGAGCAGGUGCGCAUCGAGGCGAGUGACACCAUCAACGGAGCCAACUCCAUGGUCACCGGAGGAGCGGUGGGCAGUGAAACGCUCUGCUUUGCGGUUCGCAAGGCCUGCGAGACCCUCAACCAGCGAUUGGCGCCAGUGCGCGAGGAGACCAAACCGCAGAACUGGCACGACCUGAUCAAGGAGGCCUACAACCGCAAGAUCAACCUGAUCGCCAGCGAUCAGUGCAAGCAGGGCGACAUGGAUCCCUACUCCGUUUGCGGGCUCUGCCUCACCGAAGUGGAGUUGGAUGUGCUCACGGGUAACUACAUUGUGGGACGCGUGGACAUCCUGGAGGACACUGGCGAGAGUCUGAAUCCCAAUGUGGACAUUGGCCAGAUCGAGGGCGCCUUCAUAAUGGGAUUGGGCUACUGGACCAGCGAGCAGGUCAUCGCGGAUCCCCUGACCGGCGAGUGCCUCACGAAUCGCACUUGGACGUAUAAGCCGCCAGGAGCGAAGGACAUACCCGCGGAUCUGCGCAUCGAACUGCUGCCCAAGAGUCCCAACAAGGCGGGCUUCAUGAGGUCCAAGGCUACUGGUGAGCCUGCCAUCUGUUUGUCCGUCGCCGUGGCCUUUGCCCUCCAGCAGGCUCUUCAGUCGGCUCGCGACGACGCCGGCGUGCCCAAAUCCUGGGUGACCCUCACCGCACCGAUGACCCCCGAGCACCUGGUCCUCCACUCGGGCACCGAUCCCAGCCAGUUCAAGCUGAACUAAGGAUGAGGAGGAGGAGGAGUGUGUAUUCUGUAGUCCAGACCGUGAGACACGGCACGUGGCCGCGAUGGAAAUGGUCCGAUAGGCACGCCAAGAUAACCUGCACUUACACCCCCACUUAACCUGAAUGUAGAAUGUAGCAGACACUGUGUUGUGUGCACAAUAAAUUAAAAACUUAUCCAGCGCUUAA
This is a messenger RNA of Drosophila ficusphila, 4217 nucleotides long. RefSeq names its product probable aldehyde oxidase gad-3 (gene AOX1). The coding region runs from base 209 to 4030 and encodes 1273 amino acids. NCBI's taxonomy places the organism in Eukaryota, Metazoa, Arthropoda, Insecta, Diptera, Drosophilidae. The transcript is spliced from 6 exons. The record is from RefSeq and is a predicted model, not a curated record. Gene Ontology annotation, molecular function: 2 iron, 2 sulfur cluster binding; iron ion binding; oxidoreductase activity.